AGUUUUGAUAAACACAAAGCGGUGCCCCCAAUAAAAAAAAACGCUUCCCCUUUUUCUGAAGAGACCCCUUUCCUAUUUCUCUUUCUGAGCUUCAGUUGACCCCUUCAAUGGCAACGGAGAACGGCGCAAAGGUGAUAGUUUUGAAGAGCUCCGAUGGAGAGACGUUCGAGGUUGAGGAGUCCGUUCUCAUGGAAUCCCAGACCAUCAAGCACUUGAUUGAGGACGACUGCGCUGAGAACAUCCCCCUUCCCAACGUCACCAGCAAGAUCCUCUCCAAGGUCAUCGAGUACUGCAAGAAGCACGUUGACCACGCCUCGAAGGCCUCCUCCGACGAGAAGCUCAUCGACGACGAGAUCAAAGCUUGGGACGCAGAUUUCGUCAAAGUCGAUCAGGCCACCCUCUUCGAUCUCAUUUUGGCUGCUAACUACCUUAACAUCAAGAGCCUUCUGGAUCUUACCUGCCAGACAGUGGCUGACAUGAUCAAGGGGAAGACUCCUGAAGAAAUACGGAAAACUUUUAACAUCAAGAAUGAUUUCACACCAGAAGAGGAGGAAGAGAUCCGCAGAGAGAAUCAGUGGGCUUUCGAAUGAAAGCUUUGAUAGUUGGAAUUUGGAAUUAAUGUCAUAAAGGUUUUGGUGCCAUCUAUCAACUUCUAUUUUUAUCUAAUCGUUUGAAAGAUAUUGUAGAAUUUGGAUCAGUUGCAAUUACUGUGCUUACUGUUACCAUAUUGCUUUUUCAAUAUAUGCCUUGUGUCCGUUGUUAAAUUGAA
This is a messenger RNA of Dioscorea cayenensis subsp. rotundata (Guinea yam), 769 nucleotides long. Its product is annotated as SKP1-like protein 1A. Bases 108 to 590 code for a protein of 160 amino acids. Gene Ontology annotation, biological process: SCF-dependent proteasomal ubiquitin-dependent protein catabolic process. The record is from RefSeq and is a predicted model, not a curated record. Lineage: Eukaryota; Viridiplantae; Streptophyta; Magnoliopsida; Dioscoreales; Dioscoreaceae. Gene Ontology annotation, molecular function: cullin family protein binding. The transcript has 2 exons. Gene Ontology annotation, cellular component: nucleus; cytoplasm.